Clunio marinus is the source of this 3212-nucleotide messenger RNA. NCBI's taxonomy places the organism in Eukaryota, Metazoa, Arthropoda, Insecta, Diptera, Chironomidae. The record is from the annotation of a GenBank genome assembly.
AAAAUCAUGAAUUUUUGUUAACAAAGUUACAGUUAUUAUGUAAAAAUAUAAAUUGUUUUAAAUAUUAGAGGAAACUUACCUUAAAAAUUGAUAUGUGAAGAAUCAGCAAAAAUCACUCAAAUUAAGGAAUUGAAGUCAUAUAUCGCAGAAAGUUUGUUUUCCUUGUGAAGUUCUUUAAAAGACUGUGACAAAUAGAAGAGAAAAUAUUAAAAUUUACUAUGUGUUGAUGAAUAUCUGAAAUAAGAAAGGAAGAAGACAAUAAUUACAGAAAUAAUAAUCACAAAUAACAUUUUAAUAAAAAAUAACGGCUAGAAUAAUUUCAAAUCAUAAAAUAGCAAAAAAAAACUCAAUUUGAAAAUAAUGUCACAAUAAUAUAUCACCGAUCUGUUUAUCUAUAUUUAUAAGAAAUUUCUGAAUUCUUGUCAUCAACAUUAGUGUAAUCUUGUCUAUGACUUUAGAAUCAUUGACUUAAAAGAUAAUGUGGAGAGCAUAAUUAUUUUACUUAUCAUUAGAAGUGAAUGUGACAUUAAUUGUAAACUCUCAUCAAACUUCUCUACAUACACACUUGAUUGUUUUUCGCAAUUUUUUUAAAAGUUUACGACUAAGAAGAAAAGAAAGGAUCUGAAUUGCGAUGGUUAUCGGUGCAUUUCCAGUUGCAAAGCUUGGUGUAUUAGCUAUAAAACAAAUAUCAAAACCAAUUGCAAAUGUCCUUAAGAGUAGAGCGAAAAAUUCUCCUUUUUUUCGAACUUAUAUCUGCAUGCCACCAGCUCAAUUCUACAAUUGGUGUGAAGUGAAGACAAAGAUGUGGGCAAUGAAUUUAGGAAAACCAACAUCCGUUCCCAAGUUAAAUGAACAAAUGGCAAUUGAGCUGGGAUCGAAUCUUUUAGGAGAAUUUGUUAUCUUUGUCAUUGGAGCUGGAAUUCUUAUACUCGAGUAUCAAAGACAGUCAAGAAAAGAUAUAUUAAAAGAAGAAAUGGCGAUUCAGGAAAAAUUAGAAUUACAUGCUCUUCUGAAUGAACUUGCGUUCCAAGCUGAACGACAAGAUACACAAAUUAGAGAAUUAUCGCGAAUUAUUGCUGAUAUUGAUUCUAAAUCAUGGACACCUAAAAUUUUGACUGACAUUGUGGGGAGAAAAAAAAUUCAAAGUGAAUGCAAAGAGAAUGAAGAUAAUCCACUUCAACUUCUUCCCGAGAAACGUUCAAAAAUUCCUCUUAAAGCUGGGCAGAAUGUUCUGAAGGAAAAGAGUGAUAAAGAGAUAACAUCUGGUAAAGAGCAAACACUAAUCAAGGCGAUAAACCUUUUGUUAACAGAAGUCUUUUAUAGCAAUCCCCAGUCCGACACCACAGCAGAAAUAAGAGGUGACAGUAUCCUCGCAAAGUCUUUGAAUUACUUAUUUGUUGAAUCUGAGGAGAACUGAGUUGAUCCAAGCAAAGAAGUGCUCGAAAAAUGUCUUGAUAUUUGUCUUACUUAUAAUGUUGAUGACGCUGUUGAAUUUGUGGAGAAGUGGAUGGCAUUUAGCAUAUCACAUUUAGAAGGUGCUGAACCGACAAUUCAAUAUCUUAUUGAUAUGGAAAACAAGGAGUACAAAAAUCAAAUUCGAGCAGGCGUGAAACCUAAACAAUCUUCGAAACCAUCAGCAUUGAAAGUCUAUAAUCAUGACAGUGAUGAUGAAGAAAACGAUCUUCUGGGAGCCUAUGUUUGCAUUACACCAAAGAACGAUAAGAAAGCAGCCUCGAAAUUGCAACAUCGAACACCCGACGUCACCAAAACGACAACAACAUUCACUCCAGAUAGCUACUCGCCAUUAACAACAACAAAACGAUCUCGAGUGGCGGAAUCAGUGAAAUCUGGUAAUGUUGUUUAUACGUUUGGUAAUUUCAUGGCGAGUGCGAAUGAAUCGCGAGAUCAUCAACAAGUGACAGUUAAAAUAGCAGAGCUAAAGGAUGGAACACAAUGGAUCAAUAAAGAUUCAAAGUACAUGAUGAUUUCAGCACAAGAUGAUGGUCAACUUAUCUCUGAAAGAAUCUUCAAUAUUGGUAAAGAAAUUACGAAAAAGAUUUUAAGUGCUGAAGGGAAGACAGAAGAGUUGAUGUUGAGCCAUUGCGAUGUGAUGUCACAUGAGACUGUCAGAUGUUUGGGAAGAAUUUUCUGUGGUGGCCGCGGUGAUAAACUUGAUCAAAAAUCUGCAUAUUUCAUUGGUUUCGACGAGAACAAAUUGAGAAUUGUUCAAUUAGACUUCUCCAAACUGAAACCUUCUGUUCAAGUUUUUCCUGGCGAAGUUUGCAUCAUCAGUGGAACAAAUCCGCGUGGAAAGAUUUUCUACGUCACAGAAAUUCAUUCAGAAAGAAUGCUGGAAAAUUCUUCUCCAUCAACGUCAUUGACGUCGCCACUUCAUUUGAUGAUUGCAUCCGGACCAUUUACUGCUGACGAUAAUUUACUUUUCGAAUAUCUUGAAAAACUUCUCGUCAAUUGUCAGAAUAAUCAGCCAGAUGUUUUAAUUUUAACUGGAGCUUUCCUUCCAAUGAAAUCUCAAUUGAUUUUUGAUGUCGCUACGGAACUUGACGAACAUUUCCAGAAGAUCUUGGCUGGUAUCAGUGAAAGAGUUGGGGAAAACACAAAAGUUGUUAUUGUCUCGUCAUCUGAUGACAUCAACAGUUCCGCAUGCUUUCCAACUCAUCCUUAUAAAGUGAAUAAAAUUCGCCCGUUUCCAAACAUCUUCAUGGCACCCGAUCCAAGUAUCAUUGACAUCAACGGCGUUCAAAUUGGAAUCACAUCAGUCGACAUCACACAACAACUUGCUGAUGCUGAAUUCUGUGUAAAUGCUGGUGCUGAUAAAACGAGGCGCUACAUCAAUUAUCUUUUUCAUCAAAUGUCGUUCUAUCCGCUGUUUCCGCCGAAAAUUCCGACUGAUAUUCGACUUCUACACGAGAACGGUGCGAUUAAUAAGAUUCCAAAUAUCCUGGUAGUGCCGAGUGAUAUGAAAUUCUACAUGAGGGAUUUCAACAAUUGUUUGUGUGUCAAUCCUGGUCGUGUGAUGAAAGACGGUUUGGAGGGAACAAUCGCUAGACUUGUCAUUAAACCAACUGAUGAAUCUACAAAAGCUGCCAAUUCAUGGAUUUCUGGACAAAUUAUUUACAUUUAAAUUCAUUAAAAAAUUUGUCUUCAUUUUUCCUGCUUUAAUUUAAUAAUAAAAAAAAUCAAAUUUCUUAAAA